CCCCAGACAAGCCGGCAGACAUCACAACUCACCUUCAUCAUACACUCACAAUAUCACAUCCUACCUAGAAUAACUACGAAGCCCUCAAAAUGUCUCUAUCAACCCUCCCCUCAGAAACCCUCGCCCUGAUCCUCGAGUUCCUCGCAGACUCAGACCUGGCAACCCUCCUCCUCGCCCAGCGCGUCAGCAAGCACUUCCAAGCUGUCAUCCAACACAUCCUCACCCACCACUCCGCGCAGAAACAGUACCCCGAAACUCCCGCCCCCAUCCUCGAGGCUAUGAACCCGCUUCUCCGCCACUCCUUCGCUAGUAUCAUGGACACGGCGAAGCUGGCGCUGAGCCCGGGCCAGCAUAGGUUGUUUACGGGGCCGUUUUAUAAAAUGCCGUGGGUUAGGGGGGAGGAGGGCAGGGAGAGGGAUGAGGAUGGGGAUGGGAUGGGUAGGUUUGCGAAGGCGCUGCCGAGGUGUAGGUAUAUGUGGGGAAGCCCACACCUUAGACCCGAGGCGAGUUGGAGGGGCAUUAGUGUUAUGUGGGGUAUGGAUCCGGGGAUUAGGAGGGUUGAGGUGGUGAGGUUGGUGACGAUGUAUGGGGGCAUGGGGUUGGGGUGUGAGGAGCUUGAGAUUCCGACGGGUGAUGGGGAGGGAGUUCUUACGAUGGGGUUGCUUUACGAUACUAUUAUGGCGACGGAUGGGCCGGUGAAUACUCUUGCGACUAGGGGUUGGGUGCUAUUGCCGGGGCGUCGGCUGGGGAGUUAUGAUGACUGGUUAAAGCUACGGGCGCAGAGUCGGUAUCCGAGUAAUGAGGAUAUUAUGGAAUUGUUUGUGCAGGAUGAGGGGAGCGCCGUGCUGUUUGUCAAGAAGUUUCAGGAUUGUAUGGGAGAUCAUAUGGUGCGUAGGCGAAAUGUGGAAGAUGACGAGAAUUUACUUUGGGAGCCGGAGGCGAUCGGGGGGUUACCGAUCGUGUUGCGCCCGUGGCGGGGCCCGGUUGCUGGGGGUAAGAGGUGUAAUAAUAGGGAGAAGGAGGUAGAGGAUGAUGAUGUUGGGGAUGGCAUAAAGGUCGCCUGGGAGGGGUAAUGAUGAUUAUGCGGUGCGGUUUAUGGCAAUUUGUUGCGACGACUAUGGGCGUUUGGGGGAGACAUCUUGCGACUGUACGAACAUUGAAGUAUGCACAUUGAAAUUACAAAUGCAAUUUCCGGAAAGGGUAGACGCUGACACAUUUAACCAAUUAAAAUGCAGGUUUUACUCAGUUGCCAAGCUCACUAGUUGACUGAUAAA
This is a messenger RNA of Annulohypoxylon maeteangense, 1274 nucleotides long. RefSeq lists its product as uncharacterized. The transcript has a single exon. NCBI's taxonomy places the organism in Eukaryota, Fungi, Ascomycota, Sordariomycetes, Xylariales, Hypoxylaceae. The record is from RefSeq and is a predicted model, not a curated record. Gene Ontology annotation, molecular function: protein binding. Bases 90 to 1073 code for a protein of 327 amino acids.